AUGUCCUCUCCCAAGACAAUCCGCUGGGGCAUCCUGGCCACCGGCGGCAUCGCCGUCACCUUCACCAAAGACCUGCUGGUCGACCCCUCCACGCGCGGCGUCAAGCACAUCAAGCACACCGUCGUCGCUGCCGCCUCGUCGUCGUCCAGGUCGCGCGCCGAGCAGUUCCUCAAGGAGACGGGCUGCCCCGCCGACGCGAAGGCCUAUGGCUCGUACGAGGAGCUCGUCAAGGAUCCCGACAUCGACAUUGUCUACAUCGCCACCCCGCAUUCGCACCACUAUCAGAAUGCCAUGCUGUGCUUGGAUGCAGGAAAGAACGUGCUGUGCGAGAAGGCCUUCACCGUGAACGCCGCCCAGGCCCGCGCAUUGGCCGACAAGGCGCGGGAGAAGAACCUGUUCCUAAUGGAGGCGGUGUGGACGCGAUACUUCCCGCUCUCCAUCUACGUACGCGAGCAGAUCACGGCGGGACGCAUCGGCCCCGUUGCUCGCGUCUUCGCCGACAACAGCAUGGCCACGAACCCCGAGGAAGCAUUCCACGACGGCAAGCACCGCCUCGUGAACCCUGAUCUCGCGGGAGGCGCACUGCUCGACCUCGGCAUCUACAGCUUGACCUGGAUCUUCCAGACGCUGUACCUCACCCAGCCCGAGAAUCAGCGCAAGCCGCCUAAGGUGCUUGCCGCGCUCAAGAACUAUAGCCCGACGAAAGCUGCCGACGAGACUACCACCAUCGUGCUCAGCUUUCCGCGACCGGAGGAGGCGGGUGGCGAGGCACACGCCAUUGCUACCACGUCGCUGCGCGUCGCCACCACCCCUGGAAGUGAAGCCGCCGCUCCUCCCGGCAUCCGCAUCCAAGGACCAAAGGGCGAGAUUCAAGUCUUCCCGCCCGCGUACCGCCCCACCCGCACCAAGAUCGUUCUAAACGAUGGCACCGUCGAGGACAAGGAGUGGCCACAGCCCGGCCCCGGUGCAGGCAGCGGCUGGUACAACGGCUUUGGGGGUGGGAAGAAUGCCGAAGGCGAAGGCCACGGCAUGUUCUGGGAAGCCGAUGAGGCUGCGACGGCGCUCGUUGAGGGAAGAAAAGAGGGCAAGUACGAGAGCCUCGCCGAGAGCAUCGUCAUCAUGGACGUCAUGGACGAGGCGAGAAAGCAGGGCGGGCUCGUCUAUCCUGAGAAGAUCGAGACGACCAAGUACCCCACCCAACUAUGA
Molecule: messenger RNA, 1206 nt
Organism: Trematosphaeria pertusa
Lineage: Eukaryota; Fungi; Ascomycota; Dothideomycetes; Pleosporales; Trematosphaeriaceae
Product: NAD(P)-binding protein
Exons: 2
Coding region: 1-1206 (401 amino acids)
Molecular function (GO): nucleotide binding
Source: RefSeq, a predicted model, not a curated record